Molecule: messenger RNA, 3218 nt
Organism: Bubalus bubalis (water buffalo)
Lineage: Eukaryota; Metazoa; Chordata; Mammalia; Artiodactyla; Bovidae
Gene: GRB7
Product: growth factor receptor bound protein 7
Exons: 16
Coding region: 1230-2828 (532 amino acids)
Biological process (GO): signal transduction
Source: RefSeq, a predicted model, not a curated record
ACGGCUUAGUUGCUCCAUGGCACGUGGGAUCUUCCCAGACCAGGGAUUGAAUUGGUGUCCCCUGCAUUGUAAGGUGCAUUCUUAAUGACUGGACCACCAGGGAAGUCCUGGUUCUUUGAUUAACAUCAGUCUCCCUGAUUGGGCUGCAUGAAGAUAACGGUGGGAUCUGUUUUGUUGCUCACUGUAUCCCCAGUGCCAAGCAUGUGGUUGGCAUAUAGUAGGUACUUAGCAAAUAUUAGUUGAGUGAAUGAAGGAUUGAUUGAAUGAAUUGUCUACCAUGUUUUUCACAAGAUAUCCAGUGGCCCAGUUGACCUUGCCUCUUUCCCCACUUCUUCACUUAGUCCACUCUGGUUUUUUCAAGGAAAACUGAGUUUGGAGAAAGUUGAGCAUCCAGUCACUCCUCCAGGUCCCCCAGGGCAGAUCUUUUAUCACCCCUAUGAAUUAUUUGUUUACUGAACUGUCACCCACUUGGGCUGGGCUGGAAGGCGGCUGCUGCCUUUGAUCUCAGUCUCCCAGGCCCUCUCUCCAACCUUGUGUUUGCCUACUGCUGAAGGCCAGUGCUAAGGGGAGUCCCCUGGCACCUGACCAAAGCUUUCCCCAAACCACUUCUGCUACUGGGAGACCUUGCCUAACCCCUUCGAUUUCAGAAGGAAAACCUGAGACCAUGGACUUUGCUUAGAAGGGAGGAUAUAUGCUGGGUGCCCCUGAGGGGCCAGGGUGCAGCCUGGGUGGUCAGACUGUGGCUGGAGGUCAAGGGGCAGGCCGUGUUGCUGGACAUCCUUCUGGCUGGCUUCCCUCUUUCAUAGAGUGCCCUUUGCCCCAAGGGGUAAGACCCUAAGCAGCAGACAGGCCCCCUAAAUUGGCCAAUGAACAGACCAGGUUUGGGAAGGGGCGUGGGGAAGAGCAGGUGAGUCCCUUUUCUCUGAUCUUCCAGGUCCCUGCUCCUCCAUCUCAGGUCAUGAGGACUCUAGAUCUUUGCUUUCGGUGCUGUACAGUUGGACUGUUUCUCCCCUGGCACCUGCUACAGAAGAACAAAAACAAUCCCAGCCAGCCUGGACAACAGAGCUCAACCUCCCCCGACUCCUACGUUCAAAGUUGGGACACUCUCCUACCACCUGUAGAGAAGAGGGAGGGGGUUUGAGAUCAAGCCCAGGUACCUGAGGUUCCUAGACAGCGCCGGACUUCGGACCCUGUGUCCUGCUACUCCAGCUGGGGCUCCUCUAGAGGUCAUGGAGCUGGGUCUGUCUCCGCUCCAUCUCAGCAGCUCUCCAGAAGACCUGUACCUGGCCUCUGGGACACCUCCUGGGACUCCCCCGCCUCUCGAUGCCCCUCUGUCUGGGGAGGUGAAGAGGUCCCAGCCUCUGCCCAUUCCAACCAGCAGGAAACUUCUUCGAGAGGAGGAGCUGCAGUCAACCUCUCUGCCCUCCAUCCCCAACCCCUUUCCUGAGCUCUGCAGUCCUUCUUCACAGAGCCCCAUUCUUGGGGGGUCCUCCAGUGCAAGGGGGCUGCUCCCUCGAGACACGAGCUGCCCCCAUGUCAUAAAGGUGUACAGCGAAGACGGGACCUGCCGCUCGGUGGAGGUGGCGACAGGUGCCACGGCUCGCUAUGUGUGCGAGAUGCUGGUGCAGCGAUCUCACGCCCUGAGUGACGAGAACUGGGGGCUGGUGGAGUGCCACCCCUACCUAGCACUGGAGCGGGCCUUGGAGGACCAUGAGUCAGUGGCGGAAGUGCAGGCUGCCUGGCCCAUUGGUGGAGACAGCCGCAUCGUCUUCCGGAAGAACUUUGCCAAAUACGAGCUGUUCAAGAGCACUCCACACUCCCUAUUCCCAGAAAAGAUGGUCUCUAGCUGUCUGGAUGCACACACGGGCAUGUCCCAUGAGGACGUCAUCCAGAACUUCCUGAAUGCAGGCAGCUUCCCAGAGAUCCAGGGCUUCCUGCAGCUCCGGGGGUCAGGGCGCAAGCUUUGGAAACGGUUUUUUUGCUUCCUGCGCCGCUCUGGCCUGUAUUACUCCACCAAGGGCACUUCCAAGGAUCCGAGGCACCUGCAGUACGUAGCAGAUGUGAACGAGUCCAAUGUGUACGUGGUGACCCAGGGGCGCAAGCUCUACGGGAUGCCCACAGACUUCGGCUUCUGUAUCAAGCCAAACAAGCUUCGAAAUGGCCACAAGGGGCUUCGCCUCUUCUGCACUGAGGAUGAGCAGAGCCGCUCCUGCUGGUUAGCCGCCUUCCGCCUCUUCAAGUUUGGGGUACAGCUGUAUAAGAAUUACCAGCACACACUGUGCCGCCACCUGUGCCCCCCCUGUGGGGGUUCCCCACCUUCGAGGAGUGUCUCAGACAACACCCUGGUGGCCAUGGACUUCUCCGGCCAUGCCGGGCGUGUCAUUGAGAACCCCCGGGAAGCUCUGAGCGCCACCCUGGAGGAGGCCCAGGCCUGGCGGAAAAAAACGAACCACCGUCUCAGCCUGCCCACCCCCAGCUCGGGCACGAGCCUCAGUGCAGCCAUCCACCGCACACAACCCUGGUUCCAUGGACGCAUUUCUCGCGAGGAGAGCCAGCGGCUCAUCGGGCAGCAGGGCCUGGUUGAUGGCCUGUUCCUGGUCCGAGAGAGUCAGCGGAACCCACAGGGCUUUGUGCUUUCUCUGUGCCACGUGCAGAAAGUCAAACAUUACCUUAUCCUGCCGAGCGAGGAGGAGGGGCGCCUGUACUUCAGCAUGGACGACGGCCAGACUCGCUUCACCGACCUGCUGCAGCUCGUGGAGUUCCACCAGCUGAACCGCGGCAUCCUGCCCUGCCUGCUGCGCUACUGCUGCACCCGCGUGGCCCUCUGACCACUGCAUGGGCCGGUCACAUCUCGGCCCACCCCAGGCUGCCCCCCUCCUCCGGAGCGGCCCGCCCCGGAGUGGGCUCAGAGUGGGCAGAAGGUGAGGCCAGGAUCAUCAUGAAUGGCUGGGAGCUCCCCUACUCCAGUUUUCUCCUCUGCUCCUUGCCUCCUUCAAGCAGAAGGUGCUCCCCACCCAGUCCACCCUCAACUUUUCCUUCAGGGAAGGCACUUGUGUGGCCCUCUCCCCUUCACGGAGCUCCUGGGUGCUGCUCUGGGACAGGACACUAUGGGAGAAAUGGAGGCAGCCCAGGUGGUCUUUACACCCACAUUUUGUACAGACUGAGAGGCCAGUUGAUCUCUGUUUUAUACUAGUGACAAUAAAGAUUAUUUUUUGGUA